Messenger RNA from Erigeron canadensis, 4242 nucleotides. Its product is annotated as BRCT domain-containing protein At4g02110. The transcript has 10 exons. The record is from RefSeq and is a predicted model, not a curated record. Lineage: Eukaryota; Viridiplantae; Streptophyta; Magnoliopsida; Asterales; Asteraceae. Bases 82 to 4095 code for a protein of 1337 amino acids.
AAAUCGCUGAUUUUCAUAGCCACCGUCAAUCUUAUUUAUAUCAAAAUACGACGUCGUUCAUAAGUGACGGAAAGACUACUGAUGGAUUAUAACCAAACGUCGCCGUUUAACCGCCAAUCUCAACUCUUCGCUGGUAUCCGUUUCUUUCUUCUCGGAUUCGAUCCUAUCAAUAAAUCUGAGGUUUCACGGAAGCUUGUAAAUGGGGGUGGUGUUGAUGCCGGUCAAUAUGGUCCAACUUGUACUCAUGUUAUUGUCGAUAAAGCUAUUUAUGAUGAUCCUAUAUGUGUUGCUGCUAGACGAGAUGGAAAGAUAGUAGUUCUUGCUUUAUGGGUUGAUGUCUGCUUAGAUCACGGAUUUCUCCUGGAUGUAACUUCGAUAAUGUACAGACCAGUUAGAGAUUUAAACGGCAUUCCAGGUGCAAAGUCACUAGUUAUGUGUUUAACAGGAUAUCAACGCGAUGAUCGGGAAGAUAUUAUGAUCAUGGUUGAACGGAUGGGUGCACAAUUUUCAAAACCACUUAUAGCAACCAAGGUCACUCAUCUCAUAUGCUAUAAAUUUGAAGGUGAGAAGUAUCUGCUUGCAAAGAAAGUGAAGAGAAUUAAGCUUGUCAACCAUGGAUGGUUAGAAGACUGUUUAAAAGCAUGGGAGAUUUUACCCGAGGCAGAUUAUAGUAAGAGUGGUUAUGAGUUGGAGACGGAGGCUGAAGCCAAAGAUUCCGAAGAGGAAAUGGAAGGUGUUAAUAGAGAACAAAAUAAUGGAAUAUUUGGGACUCCCCAGCGUUCUCUGUUGUUUAAGCAGGAAACUCCAAAAUCUGUAUCAAACAUUAGUGCUUCCAAAGGCAUGGGUAAUGCUGAAGACAUGGUGUCAGUGACAAUGAAAACCAUGCCUGAUCAAUUUCCUAAUACCCACCAGGUCAAAGGUAGCAAUGAAAAUAAUUUUGGGGCUAUCUGUGAGCCAUAUUAUCAAUACAAAGGGACUAUUGGUGCUGCAGGCUCGGCAAACAGUGUCAUUGCCGCCUUUGCACCGGACAACAAAUCUCCAAUAAUUAAGGGAAAACAUGUCAUAUCUGCAGCUUAUGCUAGCAAAGUCCCUAUGAGAACCACACCACCUACAAGAGACACAAAUACAAGCAACACCAGCAGUGCCAAAAGACCGAGUAAGCUUAAUUUCCGUGAUGCCUUUGAUAUGUCAACUUCAUUGCUAGAAAAAGCAAAUGAUGAACAAAAGGGUCCUUUAUGUUCUGAAAGUGAGCAGAAGGGUUCACCUUUUGGGAAGAGGAAGAUGGACAUACCUUCUGGAAGUUCCAAGUUACUAAGGAUGAGUCACAAUGAGGAGGCAUCGCCUAAAGUAAGUCGACAUGCGAAAACUGCGUUUCAGGAGUUGAAUAAAACCCCUCCUGCUGAACUGAGUAAUCAUCGGUCACCUGGGACCGACAUUCUUUAUACAAAUUCUGGAGCUGCUAUUAGCCCUGCACAAAAAUCUCCAUCCAAAUUUCCUGUAAGGAAGUCUCCAAGGUCUAAGGGUAAGACUGUGAAUGUGCUUGUCUCCACAACUUCCACGCCAGAUAGCGGUCACGAUGAAGACUUCAUUGUAGCACAAAGACCACAAAAAGAUCACAGGGAAAGCAAUUUAGCUGCAAAUUUUGACGACAGAGAUUUGGAUAUGGUUGAAAAUGUGAUACAAGAAUUCGAGAAAUCAUAUACUUCUGCAGGUAGUUCUGAUCUUCAGAAAUCCAGUACUAGUGCUGGAUCAAAUUCAAAACUUAUUAAAAGGAAGUCAGCUGGCAAGAAGUUUUCGGCCCCUAAUCAAGAUCUUGGUAAAAAGAAGACCGUGAAUAAGAAAGGUUCUAUAUAUUUGAAAAACAACGAGCCAGUAAACAAUGCAACAACGGUUAUGAUUGAUGUUACGAAGCUUGCUGACGAUGAUAGUUCUUUUGAGUGUCAGGCUCUUGAUAAAGUCACCCCAGAGGACAAAUCAGGUACAGAGGUAAAGAUGGUUGUGAAUGAUGGCAUAAAAGCUGUGAAUGGGUCUGGUAAGAUAUUUGUAAACAUGGAUGAUGAAACCGAGCCACCAGAAGAGACCGAAGAGGCGAGCAAAGUUGGUGUACCAGAAAACACUGUUGCCGUGACGGAAGAGAAAGCAGAAGGGGAUCGUAGUGAUGUAGAUCAAAGUAUUGACAAAGAUGUCAUAACUGAAUGUGGGAAUGUAAUGUCCGUUAAGCAUAAAGUUCCAAUGGAGAAAUCUGAUGAUGCUGUAAAUCUUGUGAGUGUAAAUACAUCUAAAGGUAAGAAAAAAGGUAGGAGUACCACUCUUUCAGUCAACGGGUUGACUAAUAAUAAAGCUGCAAAAAAGAAGCAACUUGCCAGUGACAAUAAAGUUGAGAAACCAGAAAUUAGGGAAGCAGCAGCCGGGCAACCGGAGAGUAACGUAAAUGAUCUGGCGAACGUUAUGGAAGUGGAGAGAGCAGAAGGUGUUGGUAUUAACCCUGAGCAUAUCAAUGAUGAAGUCGAUUAUACAGAGACUGUGUUGAACAAAAAGGAAUCUGUUAAGAACGUUAUGGGAGUGGAGAGAGCAGAAGGUGUUGGUAUUAAUCCUGAGGAUAAGGAUGAUGAAGAAGAUUAUACAGAAAUUGUGUUGAACAAAAAGGAAUCCGGGCCAAGUAAGAAUCCCCUAAGUAAAACCAAGGAUGCUGCUGCUCUAUCUGUUAAACAGUCGACUGAUAAGAAAGCUGGCAACAAGAAGGAACUUGCGUGUCUCAAUAAUGAGGAACCGGUAAUAAGAGAAGAAACAAGGAAUUAUGUUAAGAACUCUACAGAAUUGAAGAGUAGAGAAGGCAUAUGUAGUGACCUUGAUCAUAAGAAUGAUGAAAAAGAUGAGACAGAGAAUGUUGUUAACUCGCUGGGAAGUAAGAAAAGUAAACGCCGUUUGAGUAAACCUGGGAAAGAUGCUGUUCUUUCUGUAAAAGAGGUAACCAAUACAAAAGUAGUUAAGAAAAGAAAACCAACUUCUAGUGGCUGUGAUGUGGAAGAACAGAAGGAAAAUAUGCAACUUCCUGUUGAUGAACAAAGCACUCAUGACAACCAUGUCAUUGAGAAUAUCAAUCCCAAACCAACAAAGGUGAAGUCCGAUGCUAUCAAAGUAGAACCUAUGUGGUUUAUUUUAACUGGACAUAAGUUGCAAAGAAGGGAGUUCCAGCAGAUCAUACGGAACUUGAAAGGAAGAGUGUGCAGAGUGUCUCACCAAUGGUCGUAUCAGGCAACUCAUUUCAUUGUCCCCGAUCCCAUACGCAGAGUCGAGAAGUUCUUUGCUGCUGCUGCAUCUGGAAGCUGGAUACUGAAGAUCGAUUACUUAUCUGCAAGUAACCAGGCAGGAAAAUUUCUAAAAGAGGAGCCAUAUGAAUGGUACAAGAAUGGUCUAAGUGAAGAUGGUCAAAUUAACUUGGAGGCUCCAAGGAAGUGGCGGCUUUUGAAGGAGAGCACAGGCCAUGGUGCCUUUUAUGGGAUGCGUAUCGUCAUCUAUGGGGAGUGCAUUGCCCCUCCUUUGGAUACACUUAAGCGCGUGGUGAAGGCUGGAGAUGGGACUAUAUUAGCAACCUCUCCGCCUUACACACGCUUCUUGAAUACUGGUGUUGACUUUGCGGUAGUUAGUCCGGGCAUGCCACGUGUCGACAUAUGGGUUCAGGAAUUCUUAAACCAUGAGAUACCAUGCAUCUCAGCUGAUUAUCUGGUGGAAUACGUAUGCAAACCUGGAUAUCCCCUUGAAAAACAUGUCCUUUAUGAUACAAAUGUUUGGGCCCAGAGAUCAUAUAACAAUUUACUGAACCGGUUAAACGAAGUAACUACUGAGCCCGGAACUCCAGAUAGCAAUGAUGUGGCAUGUGAGGUGUGUGGAUCACGUGAUAGAGGUGAAGAAAUGCUGAUAUGUGGGAAUGAAAGCGGCACAACUGGCUGUGGUGCUGGUACCCACAUUGAUUGUUGUGAUCCGCCACUUGACGAUAUUCCUGAAGAAGAUUGGUUUUGUCCAAAGUGUAGCAAGCCCAAGAACAGCAAGGCUACUAGUAAUAGUAAGAAAAGCAGCAAAAGAAAAGGCAAGUAGUUUAGUCAUUUUAUUCAAUAUUUACAUAGUGGUUUUGUAGUACAAAAUAAUAUAUGUAUAUUGGUGUGAAUUUGUACAAAUUUUGUUAGCAAGUUAUGCUCUUAUUGGAAUCCCAAAUAAAUGUGAAUUUGCAUGUCUAAUUUAAUA